Molecule: messenger RNA, 1182 nt
Organism: Lolium rigidum
Lineage: Eukaryota; Viridiplantae; Streptophyta; Magnoliopsida; Poales; Poaceae
Product: GDSL esterase/lipase At1g28600-like
Exons: 2
Coding region: 1-1182 (393 amino acids)
Molecular function (GO): hydrolase activity, acting on ester bonds
Source: RefSeq, a predicted model, not a curated record
AUGGCGGAAGCGACUUUGACGACUCUGCGUAUGCGGCUCGUGGUGGCAGCCACUCUCUUCGCUCUCCUUGCCACAACGGUCUCGGCGUACGCGGCGGCGCCACAAAACCGGAGCAGCAGCUGCUACCCUCGCAUGUUCAGCUUCGGCGACUCGCUGAUCGACACCGGCAACUUCAUCCACUACUCCAAGGCGCCGGGCUCCGUGUCGCGCCCUCCCUACGGCAGGACCUUCUUCGGCCGCCCCACCGGCCGCUGGUCCGACGGCCGCCUCAUCGUCGACUUCAUCGUGAAGAGGCUGGGGUUCCCGUGCUGGCCUGCGUACCUGCAGGCCAAGUCACCGGCGAGGAAGGAGGACUUCCAGUACGGCGCCAACUUCGCGGUGGCGAGCGGCACGGCGCUGAACCAGCUGCUCUUCGAGAAGAAGCCCCUCGACAUCAGCGGCAUCACCCCUUACUCCCUCGGCAUCCAGAUCGGCUGGUUCAAGAAGGUGCUCGCCGCCAUCGCCUCCACCGAGGAGGAGCGGGAGGAGGUCAUGGCGAAAUCUCUGUUCCUUCUGGGGGAGAUCGGCGCCAACGACUACAACCACCCCUUCUUCCAGAACAAGACGCUCGGCUGGGUGAAGCCCCUCGUGCCCCGGGUCAUAAGAUCCAUUGGCCUCUCCAUCGAGGCUCUGAUCGAGCUGGGAGCCAAGACCAUCUACGUGCCGGGCGUCUUCCCGCUGGGCUGCGUCCCGCGCUACCUCUACUUCUUCCGCGGCGGCGAGCCCGGCGACUACGACUCCGCCGGCUGCCUCGGCUGGCUCAACGCUCUCACCGCCUACCACAACCGCAUGCUCAAGGCCAAGAUCGGCGACCUCCGCCGCGCACACCCCGGCGUCUCCAUCACCUACGUCGACUACUACGACGAGGUGCUCAGCCUCAUCACCGCGCCAGCGCAGAACGGGUUCGACGCCGGGAAGGUGCUCUACGCGUGCUGCGGCGGAGGCGGGCCGUACAACGCAAACCUCACCCUCAAGUGCCCGGAUCCUGGCGCGGUGCGGUGCGCGGACCCGUCCAGGUACGUGUCCUGGGACGGCCUGCACAUGACGGAGGCCGUGUACAGGAUCAUGGCACGCGGCAUGCUCCAAGGCCCCUUCGCCAACCCGCCCAUCAUGUCCACAUGCAACCACACAAAUAGACAAUGA